Molecule: messenger RNA, 1204 nt
Organism: Zingiber officinale
Lineage: Eukaryota; Viridiplantae; Streptophyta; Magnoliopsida; Zingiberales; Zingiberaceae
Product: truncated transcription factor CAULIFLOWER A-like
Exons: 8
Coding region: 94-840 (248 amino acids)
Biological process (GO): positive regulation of transcription by RNA polymerase II
Cellular component (GO): nucleus
Molecular function (GO): protein dimerization activity; RNA polymerase II cis-regulatory region sequence-specific DNA binding; DNA-binding transcription factor activity, RNA polymerase II-specific
Source: RefSeq, a predicted model, not a curated record
AAAGAAGCGAUGAAUGAAAGCGAGAGGAAGGGGAAAACAUAAGGCGAAAAUUCCAAAAAGAUAGGGUUUCGGUGAAGGACGACGAGGGGAGACAUGGGGAGGGGGAGGGUUCAGCUGAAGCGGAUCGAGAACAAGGUCAAUCGGCAGGUGACGUUCUCCAAGCGCCGAUCUGGGUUGCUCAAGAAGGCGCACGAGAUCUCGGUGCUAUGCGACGCCGAGGUGGCCCUGAUCGUGUUCUCCACCAAGGGAAAACUCUACGAGUACUCCUCCGACACCAGUAUGGAAAAUAUUCUUGAACGCUACCAACGCUACUCUUAUGCUGAAAGAGCUAUUAUGGAAACAGACAGUGAGUCUCAGGAGAACUGGUACGGUGAAUAUCAGGACCUGAAGGCAAAGAUUGAGGCAUUACAAAAAUGUCAAAGGCAUCUCACUGGGGAACAGCUUGACAAACUGACACUAAAAGAACUCCAGCAACUGGAGCAACAACUUGAUACAGCUUUAAAAAAGAUAAGAUCAAGAAAGAACAAUACGUUGUUUGAGACAAUUGCCGAACUAGAAAGAAAGAAGAAGACGCUGCAAACGCAAAACAGUGAUUUGGAAAGAAAACUCGAUGAGAAGAGUCAUGCUGAGGCUCCCACCCAACAUAAUGAAACUGAGCAUCACAUUGAAGCACAAAGAAGCCCCUUAGCCAUACUAUCGCUAUCAGGAAACUCCAGCAUAAGCAUCGGGACAUACCAAGCUGCAGAGCCAGUCGUCGUAGUGGAAGAAGGGGAGCAACAAUUCCCAGCACAGACGAGCGGCGUUAACGUUGUUAUACCUCCGUGGAUGCUUCGCCUGUAAAGAACAUAAAACCUGCUCACGCAAAAUCCUGGUGCGAUAAUUAUUAUAAUAUCUAUGUACAGUAGACAGAGAUCAUGCAUCCACGCCGGUUAAUUACUUAUGUAUUGCCAUAAUGCCCUUGUAAUUUACUCAUGAACGCCUGGAAUGUAGAGCGUCUGUCUUUCGCUCUCCCCUCACGUCGAUUUUCCAAGCUUUUGGACACUGAGCUUGGUGAAAGAGAUUAACAAUCGGGACCUGUGCCUAUGAUCUUCAGUUUCUUUCUUUAAUCCUUUUCUGAGAUUGUGUUUGCACCUUGUACAAUUCCAUCUAUAUUGACAUAAUUCAGAGAUGUAUAACUUGGAUGCUGAAAAAACUUUGUUAGAUA